This is a messenger RNA of Cherax quadricarinatus, 1810 nucleotides long. The record is from RefSeq and is a predicted model, not a curated record. NCBI's taxonomy places the organism in Eukaryota, Metazoa, Arthropoda, Malacostraca, Decapoda, Parastacidae.
AUUUUUUUCUAAAUUUCAGAAGCAGCAUCAUGGCAGAAGGCAGUGGCAAUAGGUACCCUAGACGGGGGUACUACAACACUGGCUAUGCAGUACCACCAGUCCCUUAUCCACCUGUACCAGUGGCUACAUACCAUGUGCCACCUCCUCAGGAUGUGUAUGUCUCACCCUACCAGGGUAGCAUGCAGUACAGCCAGUACCAGGAUAACACCCAGUAUGCUGGAACCACUCACCUUCCAUCCAAUACACAUUAUGAAGUGAAUACUCAUUAUCAUGGUAGUAACCAGUACCAAGGAAAUGUGCCAUUCCAAGACAGGACAAACAUGCAGUAUCAGUCCAGCUGUAUGAUACAGAACAAUUUUACACCUGCAACUCAAAUGAAUUUUGAUAACACCUUCUCAAAUUUUAAUGCCAAUCAUGGUCCUUUAACUCCCAGUGUAGAGUACGGGUUUGAGAGCAAUAGGCAUUAUGCACCUGGACAGCCAAGUGGAAGACACGAACAGGGUGUUAUCUUGAGCAUGAACUACCACGGUGUAGUGAACCCAGAACGAAAAGAGUCCCUGACAGGAGAUGGGGAUGGUGCUACAGGUAGUAGUUCUGCUGAGAAACGAAUAGAAAAUUCCUUGAAAAGCCCUCAGGCGUCUCCUAAUAAUUUUCCUAUUGAUAGCUUUAGUAUUAAUGCACAUACAAGGGAAAAUCCAACAUUUGGUAAUGUAAAUGAAAAUUCUACUUACGGAUAUUCUGGGGAUAAAACUAAUUACACUACAAGUGAAGGUGUAAAAGCAAAGGGAUCAUCACGAGGGCGUGGAGUACAGGGAAAACGAGGAGGGAGGAGGAGUUAUGCAAAUGAAAAACCUGGCCAAGGGUAUGCUAAUACACAAAACACCAACAACAGCAAUGGCUGGUUUGAUAACCAGUCAAACAAUGUAGAUGAGAAGCAACGUGAUCGAAACACUGCCCUUGCUGAGACUGCUGCAUUUAUGAAAAGCAUGAAUAUUAGAAAAAGUGCAAAUGCAAACCCAAAAGAAGAAAUUAAUAAUGAUAGAAGACCUAGAGGUGGGUGGGGGAGACAAGAUCGAGGAGCAGGACGUGGUAUGGGCAAUAGACGUCAACAGAGAGAUUUUGGUGAGGAGAAACAAGGAAAAGAAUGGCUGAAUCGGCAGGUGAGAACAGGUGAUGAAAAGAAUCAUAUAGAAAGAGCUGACAGUUAUCCUGAACAAAUAGAUUGUGUGGAUAAAAUGCAGAGAAAUGAAAGAUCAAGCAAUCGUGGUCGAGGGAAUUGGAGAAAUUAUGGUCAAGAUGGAAGUAGAACUUUUGAAAAUAGUGAACAUAAUUGGGAACCAAAUACACACCCUGAUCAGGAUGAAAGUAAGGUAGUUACCAUCGGAUUAUUGAUGAAUGCAAGGCCUGCUAGGGGAUGUGGUCGAGGAAAACAAGAUAAGAGGCUCUGGGGUAAUGGUGAUAACAGUAGCAAUCCUAGCAGUGACACUCUUACUGGUAGUAGGAGUGUGAAGAAAGAAAACAAAUCAAAUAAGGAAGAAAGUUUGGUGUCAGCAUCUAGUAGAAUGAUUAGCAGCAAUGAGGAUGAGGAGACACAGCGUGGACGUUUAACUGAACAGUUGACUAAAGGAACUUAUGAAUGUAUGGUGUGUUGUGAUCGUAUCAAGCAGCAACAUGCCAUAUGGUCGUGCAUCAAUUGCUAUAAUUGUUUCCACCUCGGGUGCAUCAAGAAGUGGGCCAAGACCUCUACUGGGGGUGAGUUUUUCUUUGUACAUUAUUUUGUUAAAAAUUGAUGGUAAUAUGCUUGUUUUUA